AUGAACGGCAAACAGCAGGUAAAUAUCAGGUUGUACCUGAUAAACGUAAACACGUCUCUACGUUUCUCGAUUACAGCCCGCGGCUGUGGCAAAGCGGCGAUCGAGUCCAAGUCGAAUUGCACGAUGAAAGAGAUGGGUCUGUUCCAAAGGGACUUCGCCGAGCACUACUCCAGACAGAACGCCCUACCGAGGGCGAGGAUCCGCGUGAAACCCUUCGACGUGGAGACCACGUUCGCGGAACUGUCCGCGGAGAAGAAGUAUCAUCCUAGCAAGUACCACGGUCCGGACUCUCAAUUACAUUCGGCAGUUUACCCCGCCGUUUGCAUAAUGAAAGUGUUCGGGUUGGCGCCGUACGAUUUCACGGGCGAUCAGAUAGUGCCCUCCAACGUCUGCCUGGUGUUUUCCUUGGUCUUUCUGGUCCUCUACUCCUACAUCAUAUACAUGGUGUUCAUGAAGUUCAUCGUGACGAAACGUGAGAAGUCGAUCGUGGCGGCGGUCGAGACUGCAAAGGUGAUCGUCAACUACCUGGUGGCCGUGUACGAACUGAUCACGACCGCGUUGAACAGACGGUCGUUCGCCCGUAUCUGGAACGGUCUUCAAGACUUCGACGAGAAGCUCGACAGGCUCGGUUACCCGCGGAAGGAGAUCAAGACGAAGAUCUGCGUCUGGGCGCUUCUGAUCACCCAGACCAUCGCCUGGACUCUGAUCAAUCUCAGCGGCAUGUACGCGUAUUCCGAGGAAUGGGCCUUCAACAUCAGCUACAUGUGCAUUUACCUGGGCACCGCGAUAUCCGUGUACAAGUUCUUCGGGAUGGUGACCUUCAUCGGCCAACGCUUCCGUCAGCUGAACCUGAUGGCCAGGGAGAACCUGCCGCCGAAGAUCGGUUACAAGAGCAGCACCGUCAGCAGAAAGACUGUCCAGGAUCUUCAUAGCGAAUUAAUGGUGAUCGCCGAGACGCUCAACAGUAUCUACUGGUGGUCGUUGUUGUUCUGGCUGGGGAACUUGUCCGUGCACAGCGUCAGCAACCUGUACUUCAUAAUCGAUUGGGUGAUGUUGACGCCCUGGUCGACAAUACCCUGGCGCAUGCUGUUCAACAUGUUGGUCUGGCUCAUCGUCUACAUAGCUCAGCUUUUGGCCCUCCACAUUGCCUGCGAUAAUGCGACCACGGAGGCGAAUUCCAUGGGCGCCAUUAUCACCGAGUGGAACGCCAGAGUAAUGAAGAAAUUUCCACACGACGAGAGCGUUCGCACGUCGUUGCAUUUUUUGAACAGGCGUCUCCGUUUCUCCGCCGGCGGGCUUUUCGACGUGAAUCUGCCGCUUCUGUGCUCGAUCAUCGGGGUACAGUCGACAUACCUGAUCAUCCUCCUGCAGUUUCCAGCCUGA
Messenger RNA from Colletes gigas, 1383 nucleotides. RefSeq names its product putative gustatory receptor 2a. Gene Ontology annotation, cellular component: dendrite; neuronal cell body; axon. Bases 1 to 1383 code for a protein of 460 amino acids. Lineage: Eukaryota; Metazoa; Arthropoda; Insecta; Hymenoptera; Colletidae. The record is from RefSeq and is a predicted model, not a curated record. Gene Ontology annotation, biological process: sensory perception of taste. The transcript has 7 exons.